This is a messenger RNA of Syngnathus acus (greater pipefish), 3073 nucleotides long. Its product is annotated as ankyrin repeat and MYND domain-containing protein 1-like. Gene Ontology annotation, molecular function: protein binding. NCBI's taxonomy places the organism in Eukaryota, Metazoa, Chordata, Actinopteri, Syngnathiformes, Syngnathidae. The coding region runs from base 260 to 2968 and encodes 902 amino acids. The record is from RefSeq and is a predicted model, not a curated record. The transcript has 18 exons.
GCUUAAAGUUAUGGUGUCAAAAACAACAGAAUAGAAUAGGCUACGUAAGUUAUAGUGGGCGGGCACUGCCCAGUGACGUCAUGUGAUGCAGUAUCAUUUCUCAUAAGUGUCAUGCUAACGUUACAUCAUUAGUUUGAGGGGUUUUAAUUAGUGGCAACCUGUACGUCAUUGUUCUCAAGUACUGUAUUAGAAAGGGGAAUGUUGGAAUUUAGUUUUUUCUUGGCAGGUUUGCGAACAAAUGCCGCCAUUAUUAAUUUAAAUGUCAAGCCGCCAACAUGUUUGGGCAGCCGGGGGUUUGCGUCAACCGCAGGCGGGGAGUUCGAGCAGAAGUUUUUGCGAGGAAAGACGACAGGGAUUUGGUGUUCAACACUUUCUCGACGGUUCGAAAUAUGAGGGAGAGUUUAUCGAUGGGCUCAGACAAGGACAGGGAAAGUACACCUGGAGAAGUGGAGAGUUCUACGAAGGCUCUUUCUACAAAGACUACAGGCAUGGUGAUGGAAUGUACUGUUGGCCAACAGGCAGCAAAUUCAUCGGCAAAUUCUACCUUAACUGGAGAGAAGGAUAUGGGAUACAUAUUUACCCUGACGGAGCCAUAUUCAAGGGCUUGUACCACGCUGACCAGAGGUUUGGUCCUGGCGUGCUCAGCGAGUCAAGCGGAUGUCAGAAUGUGGGCCUCUGGCACGGGAAGCAUCUCAUACAGCUGUGUAACUCGGUGCCAGGCAGCUUCAGCCUAAAAGACUUUACCGAAUAUGCGUUCUUUGUGGAACAAGAUGCUGCCUCAAGUUCUCAAAGUCAGACUCCCCAAACGGUUCUCUCUGAAGGAGCUGCCAGGACAGAUUCGGGGGUCGACGCAGAUGACGAUUUGCUUCUAUACGAUGAGAAUACCAUUCUCCCCUCUGGCAUUGAGAAUUAUUCCACUGAUGUAGACCACCUACCGUUGCCCCCGCAUGUCAGAAGAGUCUUUGACCAGGAAUAUUUUGGCCAGCUGUGGGAACCCGAUUCCUGCUCGUACGAGGGCUACAAACGGCACCCGCCCUCCUCUCUGCCUUUACCGGCCCAAAUGUUGGCUCACAUUCACAAGCACAGGAAACAGGCCGAAACUUUGGAUUGGGCUGUUUCCAAAGUUCUUUCAUACCAAAGGGACAGUUUUGGUCCAAAAGGCUCUUUGGAGGUGGCAUCUGAGUUUCUGAUCCACCAGGCUUCCGAAGGAGAGCGAGAGGCCGUUUUACAGGUUUUGCUCGAUGGGUUCGUCCACCCCGAUGUCGCUGAUUCUCAGGGGCACACGGCGUUAAUUGCGGCCGCAAUGAACAGCCAGAAUGAUGUGAUUGACCUUCUGCUGGACAUGGGGGCUUGUAUUGAUAAGCUGAAUUUUGAGGGUAUGUCGUCUUUGUCCGUGUGUCUUGUGCUCUACUAUCCCGUUCAGUGUUUGUACACGCAUUCUGCAACUCCAGCCCCAGCACAGAAUGUCAAUGAGGAGCCCGCCAAUGAGGAGUUGACUACUGCGGACGAUCUCGGCGCCACGAACCAGAUUCAUUUGCCACUUUUGGAGAACUCAGUUCAGCAAGAAAUCAAAGCAAACCCACUGCAGUCCUUUUCGUCUUCCUGCUCCAUGUACAACUACAACAUCCAAGUGUCGGAGAAGCUCCUGCAGGGCGCGGCUGAAGCUCUGAGUCGCACCGGCUUUCCUCUGCAUUCCGAUACCCAGGAGACGGUUCGCAAAUUAGCUGCCAAAAAAUAUAUGCACCGUUUUCGUUUGUCCACACUGAAUCUGCUAUUAGAUCGGGGCGCGGACCCCAAUAUUUGCAAAGUCCCCUUGCCUGUCCUCUUUGUGGCCAUCAUGGCAGGAGACACUGAAACUGUCAGGAGUCUUUUGCUGAGUGGAGCUUGCACUAGCAUUUCUCUCCCGCUCAAGUGGAAAGGCCUUUAUCCUCUGCAUGUGGCUGCAGUCUUGCCCGGCCCAGAAAGUCCCAAAAUCAUUGAACUGCUGCUGCACGCUUUAUCCGACCCUGACGCGCGGGCGUCGGACCAGGAUGAGAUCUAUGAACUGCAUAAGGUUCCCAUGGCGAUGAGAAAAUCAGGCAAGAUCCACACGCAGCCCGGUCCUGAAGAAGGAGGUCGAACAGCUCUGCACAUGAUCUGCCAGAGACAAACGGACCACCGGAAUGCCAGCAAGGCGGUCUCAGUCCUGCUCUCCCACAGAGCCAGAACCGAUCUCCUCUGGAGUGGACACUCACCUCUUUCCUUGGCCAUAUCAAGUGGCAAUGACAUGGCCGUGAAUGUGCUCCUAAACGAAGGUGCAGAUCCCAACAUUCCGCUGGGUCACGGAGUGGGCAACGCCCUUUGUGUCGUCAGUAACUUCAGCUACGACUUGGAUAGCAAAAGAGUCAAACUGUUGGACAUGUUAAUAAAAGCUGGUGCCGACAUGUUGAUGCAAAUUCCAAUCGGUGAUUUGAAAGGGACUGCGGUUGACUCUGCACACUUCUCUUUCAACCAGGAUAAGCGUAUUGCUAAUACGCCCUUCAGCACGCUCAACAUGGAGGAGAGAGAAACAUUCAAAGCACGCCGUCACAUACUCGGCUUAAUGGGAGAUCUGCUACGAAACGAGGCUGUUGAGAGAGAGAAAGAACGAUUAGAGAGAGAAAAGCAUCUUUUACAGAAUAGUGACGACACAAGUUCUGACAAACAAACUCCCGUAGCAAGGCAACCAUUUUGGUUCUGCUAUCAUUGUGGCCGAUCUGCAGCGGUGACGCUGAGUCCUUGUACUCGCUGCCACAAAGUGCUCUACUGCUCAACGCAUUGUAAACUAAAAGCAUGGAACAAAGGACACAAGCAAGAGUGUGUCCGGGAGUGUAGGCACGUUCCGGCCACCCAAAUAUCACAUAGUCAGAAAAAGAGCAAAAAAACAAGGAAGAAAAUUUUCAGUUUAGGCUGUGGAAUCAGAGGGCCACAUCGUUCACACCAAAAGUAAAAUAGCAAGUACUACGGGGGGAGACCCCUUUCACUUUUGUGCCUACGUUUACAUGGACACAUUAAUUGGAUUUAAAAAUUUGAUUGCAAUAAAGUUUAAAGUAGA